This is a messenger RNA of Dama dama (fallow deer), 1577 nucleotides long. RefSeq names its product sperm microtubule inner protein 10 (gene SPMIP10). Lineage: Eukaryota; Metazoa; Chordata; Mammalia; Artiodactyla; Cervidae. Gene Ontology annotation, biological process: flagellated sperm motility. The record is from RefSeq and is a predicted model, not a curated record. Bases 1173 to 1577 code for a protein of 134 amino acids. The transcript has 3 exons.
UUUAAAUAUUGUCCCUAAAGUUUUUUUAACCUUUUAUUUAUUGAAGAAUUUUUUUCUAAUUAAAGUAUAAUUGACUUACAGUAUUACAUUAGUUUCAGGUGUAUAGCAUAGUGGUUCAGUAUUUUUAUAUAUUGUAAAAUGAUCACCACAGUUCCUGGGAUUGCUUUAUGUGAGGUGAUUUUAAAGGUUUGGUAUAUUAGGUAAGAUAACACUCAGAAAUCUAAAUGUCGUGUAUCCUUGUAAAUAUUACUGAUUUUUCUAGUGUAAGUUACAGUUUUUAAAGGAUAUUAAUGUCUCAGGCUACUUCAUCUUUAGUGGAUUGCUCAUUUCUCCCCCACCCACUUCCUAGCUUGUUUUCAUUAUUUUCUUAACAUUUGCAAACUACACAGAUUUCUGGAUUGUAUUACAUCCUAAGGUGUAUAGAAACCAGUGUUUCAGUUUUUAAGGUUUAAGGAUUUGUUUAUUAACAUUACUCUUCUCUAAACCUUUCUAAUUAUCCAGAUCUAGGAAUGUCUUUCCAAACUUGCCAGAAAUGUAUUCCCUUAAUACUGUCAUCAUACCAGCAUACAUUACAGUCAUUCUUCCUGCUCAGCCUAACAUUCUUCUACUUGCUGGCUAGUAGGAUUAACAGUAAUAGCCCUCGGUGUCUCUGGCUUAGUAAUUUAGGUGCUCAUCCUCACUCAUAACCUUUAUCAGAAUGAGGUUUUUUUACCUAAAAUACUCUGUGAUUCAAUUCAAAACCUAGGAGAUAAAAUGGGUUGGAUUGGCUUGAGUUAAGGCAAGUUUGAUUUACACUUACAGGUGUCUAAAUAAUGGCAAAACAGGAAUGGGACAUAUCAGCUAUGUGCAGUCUAUAAAGAGGAAAAUAUGAAGUGAUUGUGAGUAAUGAUUGCUUAGUCCACUAUAUUUCCUAGUAUCUUUGUCAAAGUUGUAGUAUGUCUGCAAACAUGCUUAUUUUUUAAGUGCUCAUGAUAAGAAUGAUGGUGUACUCAAGGAGUAUUUAAAAAACACUGGAAAUGGCUCUAAGUCCCACAUUCUUAUUUAACUGCUGAAGCAAUUACUACAGGUUGCUAUGAAGUUAGCAAAACAUUGUUACAUCUGAGGCAGCACUGCCAUCAUAAUUAGUAGACUAGUGAAGUUCUAGAUGAGAAUUCCUGUCACUAGGGGCAGUGAUGGCUUCAGGCAAAGACACUUGUCCGAUCUUACCUAAACUCCCCAACAACUGUUGUGAUGAGAAUUCAGAUAAGCCUGCUAAUAAGUGUUGUGAGAUUCAUUUGCCACGGUUUUCCUUAAAGCAAGGAAUGAUCCCAAGAAGUUAUGUAAUGCCUUGGAAACAGAACAUGGAAUUCAGGAAUGUGAAUCUGAAGCACGCAGAAGCAUGUGGGAUCCAUGCUGGCCCUUUGGAAGACACUCUGUUUUUGGAUCACAGUGAAAGGCUUUGCCAUGGGGAAGAUCGUAAAGCUGUCUUGAAGAAAGGCCCGCCAGAAAUAAAAAUUGUAGAUAUGCCUCUGCAUUCACCUCUCUCCAAGUACCAAAGCACUGUGAUUUCCCAUGGCUUCAGGAGGCGACUGAUCUGA